Molecule: messenger RNA, 3027 nt
Organism: Xyrauchen texanus (razorback sucker)
Lineage: Eukaryota; Metazoa; Chordata; Actinopteri; Cypriniformes; Catostomidae
Product: mitoferrin-2
Exons: 4
Coding region: 146-1309 (387 amino acids)
Biological process (GO): iron import into the mitochondrion
Cellular component (GO): mitochondrial membrane
Molecular function (GO): ferrous iron transmembrane transporter activity
Source: RefSeq, a predicted model, not a curated record
UUAGUCACCUCCUACUGCGCAGUUCUCGCUGAAGGAGUCUCGUCCUCUUGCCGUUGAGUAGGCGGGAGAGGCCCGUGCUGAAAGCGUAAACAUCGGGCGUGGAACGCAUGUUUUUAGAGGACUGAGCGCGGGUGUUCGGCUGCAAAUGGAAGCGGAUGGUUUUGUGCGCAGGCGGCGGAUGACAGCGGACACAUCGGGUGGGGAAGCCGCUGUAGCUAGCGCUUCCGCAGGCGCGGAGAUCCACUGGCUAGGCGGGAGAUUCUGGGGGGUUUCGGAGGGUCUUGUUGGGACUUUGGCACCUCGGAUAGUAACAGAACCGGAGAUACACGUUGGACAUUUCUAUGGCUCCCAGGAGGCCAAUGAUAUUUCGGAACCGGACUACGAGGGUCUCCCUCAGGGUGCCUCCACCAGCACUCACAUGUUAGCUGGGGCAGUCGCAGGAAUUAUGGAGCAUUGCCUGAUGUUUCCUAUUGAUUGUGUCAAGACCCGUAUGCAGAGCCUGCAGCCAGAACCGGCCGCUCGCUACCGUAAUGUGAUGGACGCUCUGCGGCGCAUCGUGAGGACCGAGGGCAUCUGGAGGCCAAUGAGAGGCCUGAAUGUAACCGCUGUAGUGGCAGGUCCAGCCCAUGCACUUUACUUUGCUUGCUACGAGAGGUUGAAAAAGGUCCUCGGUGAUGUCAUCCAUCCAGGAGCAAACAGUCAUUUGGCGAAUGGGGCCGCUGGUUGUGUUGCCACAUUGCUUCACGAUGCUGCCAUGAAUCCUGCUGAAGUGGUGAAGCAGAGGAUGCAGAUGUACAACUCGCCCUACCGUGGCGUUCUGGACUGUGUACGCUGUGUGUGGCAGCGGGAGGGGGCGUUGGCCUUUUAUCGCAGUUACACCACACAGCUUACCAUGAACGUGCCAUUCCAGGCACUGCACUUCAUGACCUACGAAUACCUGCAAGAGCUGCUCAACCCCCAAAGACAAUACAACCCCUCCUCCCAUAUGGUGUCUGGUGCUUUGGCAGGGGCUAUCGCCGCCGCCACGACCACACCACUGGACGUUUGUAAGACGCUGCUGAACACGCAGGAGUCUCUGACACUUAACUCUGUCAGCCAGAGCGGAAGACAAAUCUCGGGUCUUGGCCAUGCCUUCCGGACUGUCUACAGGCUUGGUGGCCUUCCUGCUUACUUCAAAGGUGUGCAGGCUAGGGUCAUAUACCAGAUGCCCUCCACUGCCAUCAGCUGGUCUGUCUACGAGUUCUUCAAGUAUGUUAUUACCAAACACCAGCACGAGAAGCGCAGGACCCAGAGGGAUGGAGAGAAGUAGCUGCCCAUGAACAGGCAGCAGCUGGGCUGACCUUGGUUUCUGUCUCGCCUCUGUUGCUCACAGAACCACGACACAAGCACUCAAGCUGCAAAAGGAUUGAUUACUGUUUUACUAUAUAACGAUACGCACAUAUAGAGUCCAAAUGCUCCUUUCAGUGAGCAUUUAAAGGGGUAGAUCACCUAAAAAUCAUUUACUCACCCUCAUGUUGCGUGCGCUAAAUCCUGACGUGCUAAAUUAUGACUCUCUUUCUUCAGUGGGACACAAAAGGACAUGUUAGCCUCAGUCAACAUUCACUUUCAUUGUAUGGUGGAUAGAGCCAAUAAAAGUGACUGAUGCUGACAUUCUGCUUAGCAUCUCCUUUUGUGGUCUACAGAAAAAGGAAAGUUAACACUGGUUUGGAAUGACAUGAGGGUUAGUGGAUUAUAACAGAUUUUGUAUUUUUGGGUGAACUAUCCCUUUAAUAAAACUGACAUUUCCAUGUGUAAUUCAGCUAAUAAUCAUGACCCAAGUUCUCACUGUGACAGCUGAGAUUUUUGUUCAUCCUCAAAGACAAAAGAACUUUGCACUCUCUUUAUCAAUAAGCCCAAAAUACAUGUUUGUUACUCUUUAAAUCCCACAAGGGGGCGUCAGAAGCCUCACCAGAUUUGAGUGAAGUGACCAUCCUGUAUGUUAAUGAGGGGGAGGUCCCUUAAAUAUGUGGGUUGGAGUUUACAACCUCUAGGCUAAUAGAAUCCCUCCAUUUAUAUUCAAGUCAUAUGCAGAAGAGCAAACCAGACUUUUAUUUUUAUUUUUUAAUUGCCCGCCAAAAUACAUCGACUUAGUAACACUAGACAAUAAGUUUCCAUACAUUAACAAAGUAAUACAUCAUGAACUAACAAUGAACAAUUUGUAAGUAAACCAUUGUUAAUUGUUAGUUUGUUAUUCCAUUAUGUAUGAACUAAUGUUAACAUUAAUUAAUGUUAAUAAUUCUUCAUUGUUAGUUUAAUUGUUGUGUUAGCUAAUGUUAAGGCAUACAACCUUAUUAUAAAGUGUUGCCAAAGACAUUUCUGUACAUUCAUUAGAAAUCAGGAUUUUAACAACAUUAAAGUUAUUACAGCAUGUAGACCUGUACAGUAAUUUAUUGCCAUCUCUGGUUGAAUUGCACUUAGAGUUAAGAAAGAUAUCUACGAGGUAUUUUUGUAGUAUUUGAUGAUGGCAUUUUGUCAGCACUGAUGAAAAAUAAUCCUGCAUUUAAUCCAAACUGUUAAUCCCAAAGCCCCUCCACAGCUGCUAGAAUUAGUCUUGAGGUCUUGUAGAGUCUCUAAUGGGAUGGUACAUUGAUGCAGAUAACCAUUUUGGAAGUACACUCAGUUCUUUAUGGCAAAUAUUAGUUCCCAUAGCGUAAUCCAGUAAACAAUGGCUUUGACAUGUAGUUCAAAUGACCUGACAGUCAUUUAAAUCAGAUUCCCUGUUUUCUGUUUCAUACACGGGGGUCCUAUUAAGAGAUGUAAUUAAAUGAAUUUCAUAUUGUUUGAAACAUUUCUUGAUGGACACUGGGAUGUAUUUUGGUUUGCUCUUGACUAAAGUCUGAAAAUGAGCUCUACUGUAUAAGAGUUUCGCUGAAACGUACCUGACAGUUGAACAUAUGAGGAAACGGUCGGAAUUCUGACUGCCCUGUUCAGUUUUGUUCUUCAGCUGUCAAUAAAUUAGCAGUGCAGGGAAUUCCCUUGCUUGCAUAA